GUUAAAUUGUCACAUUCGCGUCAAAUUGUCAGAUUUGCUCGUCGUAGAUUUAUUACCUUUGAAUCAAAUUUACGACUCAUUUACUUACUGAAAUCUUGUGAAUGAGUGAUUGACAAUAAAAGAAUAGAAUGACAUCGAUGAUGAAGCGCCGCGCUUCGAUUCAGCAGAACGCAGAAGCUGAGGUGGAUUUUCCUGAGUUCGAUAAAAGACCAGCCUGCAUCCACAUACUGCUGCUCAACAAAACAAUUCGAUUGUUUUUUGUAUUGGGCGUAGCAGCCAUCGUGAUUCCAGCAUUCGCCUACCUGUUUUUCUUCUCACAAGAAAUUGGCCACGCCCCUAAGCAACUUUUGGUCGGAACAUGCGGUCAUCCUACCUUGUAUCACAUACAGUGUGGUUUCAUAAAUAUCUCCAAAGAAGAGUGCCAUUAUCUGGAUUGCUGCUACACAAGUUUGGCCACUUGCUAUCAUUCGUUGCCGUCCGAGUACCAGUACCAGCUGGAUGGUGAUUGGUAUGAUGGAGCAAUUCUACGUCCUACCCAAAAUAAAACCCCGUACUAUCUAGCACCGUCCAAGCAAGUUCAAAUUAAGUUAACCGUUCUUGAGCAAUCUCGAAUACAGCUAUCACUAGACGUAGUUCGAGACAACGUCAGUCGACUUCAGAAUACCCAAACCCAGAAUAUGGUUGAAACCGACGAACUGCAAGCUCAGAUUUACGCGCCUACUUUCUUUGUGGAAGUGAAACGAAAGUCGAAUGAAGAGGUUAUUUUCUCCUCCGCAAGAGGACCUCUCAUUGUAACGGACAGUUUCAUCGAAUGGACGCUGUAUCUCGGGGUGGACAUUCUGUUCGGCUUAGGCGAAGCCGUACUGGAACCCGGCAAGAAGUAUCUACUACUUAACAACCAAAAUUCCUCCGCUGUUCCCGUCAUUAUGGGGUACAACGCCAAAACCAACCAAUUCAACGGAGUUGUGUUCAACAGCCCCGGGAUGACCGAAGUCGAGAUUGUUCGUUCUCGACUGAUCGUGAUACGAAGUCAGUUCACAGGAUCCUUCCAAGUGGAGCUGCUGCCGGGUCCGAAUCCGAUUAAUUUACAUCGUCAGCUGAAAACGCUAGCCCAGAACCAAUAUCUGCCAGCCUUCUGGUCGUACGGAAUUCACGUGUGCGAUCAGUCGCGUGUGAGUAAUCUUACGACCGUCCAGACGGACAUCGAAACUCUACUGGCUAAUAAAAUUAUCUUCGAUAGCCACUGCCUUCAUGAUGAUCUGUUUUGGUUGUCGAAUAGUAUGGCGAUAACCGAACAGGUGGAAGGUUUACAGCUGCUUCUAGCAGAAAAUGGCAAGCGGUUUCUGGCAUCGAUCGUGAUGGUGCUGGAAUCGACAGGGAAUUCGGCUUAUACAACAGCUCGGAAUUAUGGUUUGCUGUUGAGGAAUGCUCAUAACAUCGCCUCCUACCGGGGAUUAGUUCGCAAUCGAACGGCAGCCUAUGUGGAUUGGCGUACGACGCGGGUCGAGCUGAAUCAAUGGUUGAAUCGAACUUGGGAACGAGUUGCCAAUCUCAAUGCUUCCGGAUACAGCUUGAAGGAAGCAGCGCUACGCGAUGACGGUAACAAGAGCUAUCCAAUGCAGGGUCAGUUGGCGUAUCUUCCAGCUGAGCUGAACAGUUCCAUUGCCGAUUUGAUUCGUUGGGAUACUAAGGUUUCCGACAGUAUGGAGAUGCUGAUCAGAAGUCAAAAUCGAAUUGGUCCUGAGAUGAUGCGAGCCGUUCAAAAACAAAUUGGAAGUGAGGAGGAAUUGUUGAUUGCCGGAGCGUAUGAUAUUCACUCUAAGGCUGCCAUUCUAGCCCAGAAUGUGUCAGCGAAUUGGAUAUCGCUACGGAAUGAGGUGAAUCGAGCGAUCGGUCUCUCGGUGGCAGGGCUCAGUUUUAUCGGAACUCCCGUGUGCGGAAACGCUGGCGACAACGUAACCGAAGAGCUUUGCAUACGGUGGUAUCAGUUUGGAUCACUUCUACCGCUUUUUAAGGUGACUUCGGAUAGAACCGCCAAUCGAUUUAGCCGAUUCGCCCAACGGAUCAUGCUAUCCACGGUACGGAAACGGUUCGCUCUAUUGGAAUAUUUGAACACACUGAUCGUAACCGAUUCACCCUAUCUGCGCCCGAUGUUUUUCCAUUACGAUGAGGCUCGUAACUUUACCGUUGAACUUUGGGAGCAGUUCAUGGUUGGCAGUUCGCUCUUUGUGGCUCCUGUACUGUUGCCGCAGAUGACGCAAAUCGACAUUUACUUCCCGGAGACGUUCUACGAGCUUUGGUCGGGCGACGAGCUGCCAACCAACGACGUUCUGCACUACGCGGUCGUGGAAUCCGAUUUGCCAAUGUUCUUGAGACCAGGUCACCUGAUCGCACUCCGGGAGAUUUCCGACGAUAUUCUGGCGGUUGAGGAAGCCCGCCUACAGCCGAUGUACCUGAUUGGAGCGUUCGGGUGUAACAUUCGAAAAACACGUUGCGAAUCCAUCGGUGCGGUUGUGUUUGUUGUCGGGUUUAAGCUGAACUAUUCCGCAGUUUUGGAUGAAGAGCUUGUAGUUCGCAUCCAGCUAACAACCGAUGAUGUCAAUUUAACGGAAAUGGCAUGUUCAUCAACCGCAAAAACUCUUUCCGGCGAAAUAGGUUCCAUUCAGCUGUACGGACAUCCCAAUCGCACCGAGCCACUAGUGGAACAGUUGGGCUUCGAUUUGUGUCAGCUGGUAGAGAGCGACGAGUUGAGCAAAAUCUAUCGCUUUCCGAACACAAACAGAAACGAAGCUGUCAUUGAUAAAUAAACGCAAUUUCACCACGGCCCGCAAACAGGCAAACACGUCAUAAAAAUAGCACGGAAAAUAACUAUCACUUUUAUAUACGCUGCAAGCAAUCACAGCUUAUCAAUAUUUUUCCUCUGCUAGUACUCAGCAACAACAUGCCAGCAAAAAGGCCUUGUCCCCUGCAAUCGUCGAUAGUUUCAUCAGUAAAAAUAUUCUCAAAAGGCAAUUCCUCGAUCGGCAUCGCAAAAUAAACCUCUACUUGAUAACGUCCUUGAAUCUUAGCAUGGCGGAGUCUAGCGAAGUGUGUGCACUCUAUAAAAAUGUUAAACGAUGAGAAUGUGAAAAGCUUUUCCUCAAGUGUUAUUGUAACAAACAAAAUAACAAAAUCCUGUUCGCCAGACUAAUAAUACAAAAUACAAUGAUUAUAGGAUGAGACGAGGGUUAAAAAAUACGGUUAUACAAAUUAACAUCGAAACAAAAGCAAACAUAACCGUAUAAUGAUGUCGUCAGCCGACUAAAACUGCAAUGCCACAAAAUGAACGGAACAAAUUAAAAGUUUUAUUGCUCCGCAGUGAUUCACAUUUUUCCGAACAUAAUUUCGAUGCGGGAAACUAUUGAAACGCAAAUACGAGCGAAUUCUCUUUGAAGAGAAGUAAAAAUAAUUAAUUGUCGACCAUCAUAGCAGGAAACCCGUAAUUUGUCUGAUCUGUAUAAACAUGCCUUAGCUACCAUUCUUAGUUUCAUAGAAACCUGGAGGCAAAAGCUUGUGGAAAAUAUUUAACAACUGUUUUCGUAAUGCAGUUUCUGUGGAAACUUCAAAAAGUUUGCCAGUGGCAGAUUUGUUCGCUUUCCUAAGUGUUUCUGCGUUGCUUUAAUUUUGCACGUUUACCACCCCCAGGAAGUUCCUUUUGAUGUAAGUCUGUGUAAUUAGCAACUUUUUCCGAGGCAAACCGGAUGGAAAGAAAUUCUCUCGCAGGCAGCAACGCCCACAGUGCGAAUGGAAGGAAACUGGUUGCAGCGAAUCCACGGGCAAGAGGGUCACCUCGAGCGAAUCAUUCAUUGUUAUUUCUGCUCAAAAAACAACCAGAUUUCAGCCAAUGUAGUUAAUGAUUUUCAACAUUGACUAACGCAAA
Molecule: messenger RNA, 3919 nt
Organism: Wyeomyia smithii (pitcher-plant mosquito)
Lineage: Eukaryota; Metazoa; Arthropoda; Insecta; Diptera; Culicidae
Product: lysosomal alpha-glucosidase-like
Exons: 4
Coding region: 129-2807 (892 amino acids)
Biological process (GO): carbohydrate metabolic process; N-glycan processing
Molecular function (GO): carbohydrate binding; alpha-glucosidase activity
Source: RefSeq, a predicted model, not a curated record